Messenger RNA from Ramularia collo-cygni, 1311 nucleotides. RefSeq lists its product as uncharacterized. The record is from RefSeq and is a predicted model, not a curated record. Bases 1 to 1311 code for a protein of 436 amino acids. NCBI's taxonomy places the organism in Eukaryota, Fungi, Ascomycota, Dothideomycetes, Mycosphaerellales, Mycosphaerellaceae. The transcript has a single exon.
AUGGGCAACAGCUCCUCAAAGGAGAAGGCCGCUCUGCGGGAGCAGGUCGCUUCGCUAGACACAAAGUACAAGCUCGCGGCCGAGCUCAAGACGGCCAUUGAAGACGAACUCGUUGGCAAGAAAAAGGAAGUCAACACAACGGCCCACAGUGUAGAACAGCUCCGUCGCCAGGUGCAGGAGCUGGAAGAGAAGAACUCCACGCUGCAAUCGGAUCAUGCCGAUACCGUUGUCAAGCUACAAGCUGAACUAAGUCGAGAAUUGCAAGGACAAUUGCGUGUCGCCGAGAGCUUGACGCAGGAGCGGAAUCGGGCAAGGAAGCGUGUGGACCAGCUGGAGGAGACCAACCGUGGCCUGGAGAGGAGCGGAGCCGCAGAGCUCCAGGAGUUGAAGCAAAAGACACACGACGCCCAGGCCGAGGCCGAGCAGCUGCGCGCACAGCUCGAGGAGGGUACUCAAUCGCUGGGAACCGAGUUGAAGAAGGCGAAGGCAGACCUGGCUGAGGCCGAGGAAAAGGCCAGGGUGGAAGCCGCAGAGAGCGAGCGUAGAGCCCGAGUAGGCGCUGAAGACCUUGAGCGACGAUUCAAGUCUGAAAUCGAAGAGCUCAGAGAAAGAUCUCAGCGUGAGAUCGCGCAGUUGGAGCAGCAAUUGGUCACUCUUCGGGAGCGUAACGAGAGCUUGGAGGCUGAGCUCAAAGGCAUCCAUGCCAAACAUGAUACCGAGCUGCAACAGCACACUGCCACUCUAAAGUCCGAGCUCGCUGCCGCACAGACUGUUUUGGAGACCUCGCAGCAAGAUCGCACAGCUCUCCGCACGCAGCUCUCUUCGGUUGAGACUGAACUUGCCGACACUAGCCGCGAGCUUAAGCGUCUGCACUCGGGCUCUCAGACUGUGUAUGACGACCUCGCAACCGCUCGCUCUUCCCUCGCCACUAGCGAGCAGGAACGUCGAACCUUGGACGAGGAACUCUCUUCCCUCAAGAGCCGACUUCAAGAUUCCGAAUCAAUUAGGAAGAGCAUGCAAGACGGAUCAAAGACAGUCUACGAUGAUCUCGCUGCCGCCAAGGCCAACAUCAACAAUCUCGAAUCCCAACUCGCCAAUUCGCAGAGAGACUUGAUCGCUGCCAAGGCCGCUAAGGAAACACUUCAGCGUAAACACAACGAAGGCAUCGCGAAGAGCUCGAGUCACUUCGAAGCCUUCCAGGCGCUCAAGCUUGAGCUGGCAGAGAGCCAAGAGCGUUACCGAGCGUUGGUGAAUGCACAGGGACAGGGUGUGCCGAGCGGCUUCAAGAGUGGAUUGGUCGAGAGUGCUUGA